AUGGAGGAACAAAUCAAAUCAUUGGAGCAGAAAUUUGGUGCUCAAUCAAAGAAGGUGGAUGAUCAAUCCAAAAAGAUUGAUGAUAUGAUGACAUUGAUUCUGGAAUUAAGGAAUCAAAUGCUUGAGAACGUGUCUACAAACACAGUUUCAAAUGGUGAAGGAGGUCAAGGAAGUCCUAGAACUCCUAGAACAGUUGGUCUUAAACCUUUGGGGUACGUACCUAAAUUAGAGUUUCCAAAAUUUGACGGCUCUAAUUGUAGAUUGUGGAUUAAAAAAUGCAGCAAAUAUUUUCAUUUGUGUAAGAUACCUGAUGAACAUAAGGUUGAUUUAGCGUCAUUAUUCAUGAUUGAAAAGGCUGAAAAAUGGGUAGCUAGUUACUUGUCUGUGAGAAAGAAUGUAGACUGGACUGAAUUUGUGGUUGAUUUGUCUGCAAGAUUUAAGGAUGAAACAGCAAUUGAUGUUGUUGAACAAUUCAAUAAGUUGCAACAAACUGAUUCUUUAGAAUCUUAUAUAGAUGAAUUUGAGGAUUUAAGUUCUGUAGUUCUUCAACAUCAUUCUCUGCCUGAUGAUUACAUUCUAGAAAGUUUUGUGGGAGGUUUGAAGUCUGGAGUUAAGCCUUUUGUUAAAGCAUUUAAGCCCAAAACUGUUUCAGCUGCAGUAGAGAUUGCUAGAUUACAAGAGGAGACUCUUAAAUCUAUACAAUACACGCCUUCUAAAUUCACUCCUUUUGGUUCUAAAACACUUCCUCCCUUGUUGCCAAAUCCACCUGUGAAACCUUCUUCCCAACCUACUCAUCCUGUGACUAAAUCAUUUACUCCAAGAAAUGCUAAAAAUUUUAAAUACAUUCCGGCAGAUGUUAGAGCUGAGAAAAUAGCAAAGGGGCUUUGCUAUUAUUGUGAUCAACCCUAUGACAGAAAUCACAAAUGCCAGUUUAAGGAACCUCAAUUGUUUACAGUGGAAAUUGCUAGUAGUACCGGAGGUGCAGAUGGAAUAAGUAAUGAUGAGGAUGAUAGUGACAUUGAUAAUAUAGAACCAGUGAUUUCAGUCAAUGCUUUGUCUGGAAAUCAAAACUUCCAAACCAUGAGAGUGCAAGGCAGAGUUCAUGACAAACCUUUCCACAUUUUAGUAGAUUCAGGUUCUACUCAUAAUUUUCUAGAUCUGAAUUUAGCUAAGAAGUUGGGUUGUGCUAUUGAAUCUAUACCUGCCCAAGCAGUGGCUGUUGCUGAUGGUAAUCAGCUGAAUUGUCAGCAUGUAUGCAAGGAAUUUCAGUGGAGUAUGCAGGGGCAAUCUUUUGUGGCUGAUGUUAUGCUGAUCUCCUUAGGGGGGUGUGAUAUGGUUUUAGGAAUUCAGUGGUUAUCCACCUUAGGACCUAUUUGCUGGGAUUUUAAAGCACUCUUAAUGGAAUUCUUGGUUCAUGGACAACAAUUUAGGUUACAAGUAAGGGAUGUGUCUUUCAUGGCUAUGGAUGUGAUGCCUGUUACCACACCUUUACAACCCCUUCAUCCAGAAUUGGAAGAGUUGAGAACUCAAUAUAAGGACUUGUUUGCAGAUCUAGUUAAUCUUCCUCCUCACAGGGGUGUGUUUGAUCACACUAUACCUUUGGAAGCUGGUUGCAAACCAGUGAAUAUCAGGCCAUAUAGGUAUCCCCUCAAACAAGGGAUUUAUUGA
Molecule: messenger RNA, 1668 nt
Organism: Beta vulgaris subsp. vulgaris (sugar beet)
Lineage: Eukaryota; Viridiplantae; Streptophyta; Magnoliopsida; Caryophyllales; Amaranthaceae
Exons: 2
Coding region: 1-1668 (555 amino acids)
Biological process (GO): proteolysis
Molecular function (GO): aspartic-type endopeptidase activity
Source: RefSeq, a predicted model, not a curated record